AUGCUGACAGUUCAGCAACAACAGCCAACUAUUACAGAUAUAAAUCAGCUUCUUAAGAAAAAAGAAUAUGUGGGAUACCUACAGGGCUCGUUUGUUUAUGAUCUUCUAAAACGAAUGAAUUUUGACGAGUCUAGACUUGUACAAUACAGGUCUCUGGAGGAAUUAGAUACACUUUUCUCAAAAGGGAGUGGAAAUGGUGGUAUCGCUGCUGCUUUCGAUGAGAAACCAUAUACGAAGCUUUUCCUGGCCAAAUAUUGCUCAAAAUACACCAUGGUUGAGCCAACAUAUAAGACUGAUGGUUUUGCUUUUGUUUUCCCUAUAGGUUCUCCUCUAGUACCUGACGUCUCAAGAGCAAUAUUAAAUGUGACCGAGGGAGAGAAGAUGACGGAAAUCGAAAGAACAUGGUUUUGGGAAAAAACUAGAUGCCCAGAUUCCAGCAUGUCACUUUCGUCCAACAACAACAGCCUUGGGCUUGAGAGCUUUUGGGGACUUUUUUUAAUAGCUGGAAUAGCCGCAGUUUCUGCUCUUAUAAUCUAUGUCAUUUUGUUUCUACAUGAACACUGGAAUGUCUUGCGAUGCUCUGAUCCCGAUUCCUCAAUAUGGAGCAAAAUAGUAAAGUUACUUCGAUGUUUUGACAAUAAAGAUCUCAGUUCUCAUACUUUCAGGAACAUUGGACUGACGGAGAGAAACAUCUGCGGCGGUAACUGCAGGGAAAGAUUAGAGAAAGUCUCAUCCCAUGGUAAUUUCCCGCAAACUCCACAAAGCCUUUCGUUAAAUACUUCUCCACAUACCAACUAUCCACCAAGUCCAACCUUCUCGACCCGUAUAGAACAAUGUUUAAGUCCUCUACAAGUGGAAGUGAAUCCAGUGAAGAAUGGGAUGACAAAUUUGCAAGCAGAAACAGUUCAUGUGGUUGAACCUGAAAUUGAGCUUGUGAAUCCAAAUCAAGAUUUGCACGACUGCAGGAUCCACAAAUGA
Fraxinus pennsylvanica is the source of this 978-nucleotide messenger RNA. Lineage: Eukaryota; Viridiplantae; Streptophyta; Magnoliopsida; Lamiales; Oleaceae. The record is from the annotation of a GenBank genome assembly.